GUAAAUCACUGUUUAAUAGUCACGUUCUCUUUUGUUAAUAGGAUAUCUACAUUCAUUUCCAUUGGGUCACUAAAGUAAGUUCAUCCUCUCAUCUGGAUAACUCCGUUUCUUGCGAACCCAAAUCGAGAGUCGGCCUUUGCUGGUGGCCGCUGUCACGACGCCACUUCAGCAAGACUAGAAGCGGCCUGGGCUUCCGUCACCGCCUUCCGGCUGCCGUAGAGGAUCAAAGCACAUUGGACUCCACUCGUAAACCACCCCUCCCGCUCUCGCACCAAAAAAGUGCCACUCUAGCACAGCCUCUGCGGCCUCCCCAUCUCUCUGAUAUUGUUUUCCUGUUUCCUGGUGUGGCAUGAUGGGAGAAGUAGUUUACUUUCUGUGAGCGGCGUGCAGGGAAUGCCUCGAUUCAGAACUUCAUUUCCCGGCGUGCGUCGCGGUGGACGCUCAACCCGCAGGCCGGAGGCCGGUUCCGGUUGCAUCAGCGUGGGAUUCACGGCGAAAUGAGACUGUUCGUGAGCGAGGGCGCCCCGGGGAGCUUACCCGUGCUGGCCGCCGCGGGCAGGGCCCAGGGCAGAGAGGAGCUGCUUAUCAGCACCGUAGGCCCCGAAGAGUGUGUGGUCCCGUUCCUGACCCGGCCUAAGGUCCCUGUUUUACAACUGGAUAGUGGCAACUACCUCUUCUCCACUAGUGCAAUCUGCCGAUACUUCUUUUUGUUAUCUGGCUGGGAGCAAGAUGACCUCACCAACCAGUGGCUGGAGUGGGAAGCUACGGAACUGCAGCCAGCCUUGUCUGCUGCCCUGUACUAUUUAGUGGUCCAAGGCAAGAAGGGGGAAGAUGUUCUUGGCCCAGUCCGGAGAGCCCUGACACACAUUGACCACAGCUUGAGUCGUCGGAGCUGUCCUUUCCUGGCUGGGGAGACGGAAUCUCUAGCUGACAUUGUUUUGUGGGGAGCGCUAUACCCAUUACUUCAAGAUCCAGCCUACCUCCCUGAAGAGUUGGGUGCCCUGCACAGCUGGUUCCAGACACUGAGUUCUCAGGAGCCAUGUCAGAGAGCUGCAGAGACUGUGCUGAAGCAGCAGGGUGUCCUGGCCCUCCGGCCCUACCUCCAAAAGCAGCCCCUCCCUAGCUCCUUUGAGGGGAGGGCUGUCAGCAAUGAGCCUGAGGAGGAGGAACUGGCUACUCUGUCUGAGGAGGAGAUUGCCAUGGCUGUAACUGCUUGGGAGAAGGGCCUGGGAAGCUUACCCCCACUUCGGCCACAGCAGAAUCCUGUGUUGCCUGUGGCUGGGGAAAGGAAUGUGCUCAUCACCAGUGCCCUCCCUUACGUCAACAAUGUCCCCCACCUUGGAAACAUCAUUGGUUGCGUGCUCAGUGCUGAUGUCUUUGCCAGGUACUCACGCCUCCGCCAGUGGAACACCCUCUAUCUGUGUGGGACAGAUGAGUACGGUACAGCGACAGAGACCAAGGCUAUGGAGGAGGGCCUGACCCCCCAGGAGAUCUGUGACAAGUACCACGCCAUCCAUGCCAACAUCUAUCGCUGGUUUAAUAUCUCAUUUGAUAUUUUUGGUCGUACCACCACUCCACAGCAGACCAAAAUCACUCAGGACAUCUUCCAGCGGUUGUUGACCCGAGGUUUUGUGUUCCAAGAUACUGUGGAGCAGCUGCGGUGUGAGCACUGCGCCCGCUUCCUGGCUGACCGCUUUGUGGAAGGUGUGUGUCCCUUCUGUGGCUACGAAGAGGCCCGAGGUGACCAGUGUGACAAGUGUGGCAAGCUCAUCAAUGCCAUUGAGCUUAAGAAGCCUCAGUGUAAAGUCUGCCGGUCGUGCCCUGUGGUGAAAUCCUCUCAGCACCUGUUCCUGGACCUGCCUAAGCUGGAAAAACGACUGGAAGAAUGGUUGGGGAAGACAUUGCCUGGCAGUGACUGGACACCCAAUGCCCGGUUCAUCAUUCGUUCUUGGCUUCGAGAUGGCCUCAAGCCCCGCUGCAUAACCCGAGACCUCAAAUGGGGAACCCCUGUACCCUUAGAAGGUUUUGAGGACAAGGUAUUCUAUGUCUGGUUUGAUGCCACUAUUGGCUAUGUGUCCAUCACAGCCAAUUAUACAGACCAGUGGGAGAGAUGGUGGAAGAACCCAGAACAAGUGAACCUUUAUCAGUUCAUGGCCAAAGACAAUGUUCCCUUCCACGGCUUAGUCUUUCCUUGUUCGGCCUUAGGAGCUGAGGACAACUAUACCUUGGUCAACCACCUCAUUGCUACAGAGUACCUGAAUUAUGAGGAUGGGAAAUUCUCCAAGAGCCGGGGUGUAGGAGUGUUUGGUGACAUGGCCCAGGACACAGGGAUCCCUGCUGACAUCUGGCGCUUCUAUCUGCUAUACAUUCGGCCUGAGGGCCAGGACAGUGCCUUCUCAUGGACAGACAUGUUGCUCAAGAAUAAUUCUGAACUGCUUAACAACCUGGGCAACUUCAUCAACAGAGCUGGAAUGUUUGUGUCUAAGUUUUUUGGGGGCUGUGUCCCCGAGAUGGUGCUUACUCCUGAUGAUCGGCGCCUGCUGGCCCAUGUCACUCUGGAGCUCCAGCACUAUCACCAGCUGCUAGAGAAGGUUCGGAUCCGGGAGGCCUUACGCAGUAUCCUCACCAUCUCUCGCCAUGGCAACCAAUACAUUCAGGUGAAUGAGCCUUGGAAGCGGAUUAAAGGCAGCGAGGCUGACAGGCAGCGGGCGGGGACAGUGACAGGCUUGGCGGUGAAUAUAGCUGCCUUGCUGUCCGUCAUGCUCCAGCCUUACAUGCCCACGGUUAGUGCCACCAUCCAGGCCCAGCUGCAGCUUCCAGCUCCAGCUUGCAGCAUCCUCCUCACAAACUUCCUAUGUACCUUACCAGCAGGACACCAGAUUGGCACGGUCAGUCCCUUAUUCCAAAAAUUGGAAAAUGACCAGAUUGAAAGUUUGAGGCAGCGCUUUGGCGGGGGCCAGCUGGAAGAGUCCUUGGAGUUAAAGGCAAAAGCACCCCCCAAGCCAGCAGUUGUAGAGGCUAUGGCAACAGCUGGACCACAGCAGAUACAAGUGCUGACAGAUGAAGUGACCAAACAGGGCAACAUUGUGCGAGAACUAAAAGCACAAAAAGCAGACAAGAACCAGGUUGCCGCAGAGGUGGCUAAACUCUUGGAUCUGAAGAAACAGUUGGCUCUAGCUGAGGGGAAACCCCUCGAAACCCCUAAAGGCAAGAAGAAAAAGUGAAAGUGAGAGCGUGGCUCAUAGGAAGUCACUUUAAUGGAUAUGGACAGUAAUAAAUAAAUGUACAAUCUCUAUAUA
Molecule: messenger RNA, 3299 nt
Organism: Prionailurus viverrinus (fishing cat)
Lineage: Eukaryota; Metazoa; Chordata; Mammalia; Carnivora; Felidae
Gene: MARS1
Product: methionyl-tRNA synthetase 1
Exons: 22
Coding region: 498-3224 (908 amino acids)
Biological process (GO): methionyl-tRNA aminoacylation
Cellular component (GO): cytosol; aminoacyl-tRNA synthetase multienzyme complex
Molecular function (GO): methionine-tRNA ligase activity; ATP binding
Source: RefSeq, a predicted model, not a curated record